Molecule: messenger RNA, 2117 nt
Organism: Agrilus planipennis (emerald ash borer)
Lineage: Eukaryota; Metazoa; Arthropoda; Insecta; Coleoptera; Buprestidae
Product: zinc finger protein OZF-like
Exons: 1
Coding region: 263-1834 (523 amino acids)
Source: RefSeq, a predicted model, not a curated record
UCAAAAAUGGUUCCUGUUGCUGUUAAAUGUAGUGUUUAUGAUACAUUUUUGCUAAAAAUUUUGUCAUUAUUUCAAAAAUACGUAAUUAGAACAAAGUAAUUUAAUGUAAUUUUAAUUUUCUGUUCCUGCAGUGGUGGAAAAAUUAAAAAUACAAGUCGUUUAAUGUGUAUUUUAUAACAGCAGUUUGUAUAACCUCAAUGACAAUCGUCAAACUACAGUUUCAAAAACUGUUUCAUUUUACAUAAAAUUUAAUUUUAACGAUAUGACGGAUUUUCAAAAGGAGUUCCUUAAUGCACUUAUUAAGAAAGAAGAACCAGAAAAUGCAGACGACGAACCAGAAUUGUAUGGAUUUCCAAAUGAAAAUAAAACACCUGAUGAGGUUAUACUUUUAAAAGUCGAAAAUAGCGAAGACUUUGCAAAAGAUGAUGUUGUGUUCAUAAAAGUUGAGGAUGACAACGAAAAAGAAGCCAAAAAUGAAUACAGUUUGGCCAUUUUAUUCAAAUGUGAAGUAUGUAACAGAUGCUUUACUGAUAAGCAUGAAUGUGAAAUGCAUGUUAAUAAUCAUGAUGAUGAUAAGGAAUCGCUACUUUGUACAGAUUGUGGAAUGCUAUUUAUCCGCCAGAAAGAUUUGAAUAAGCAUAUGCUAGACAAUCAUCCUGACAAAUUUGAAGAACCUGAAAAAGAAUCCAUAAGGAAAGAAGAAACAAUUUUAGAAUGUGGUAUCUGUGCAAAAUAUUUUUAUUCAGAGGACGAUUUAAUAGCCCAUUUUAAUUCCCACGUUACUAAAGAGUGUAAUGUGUGCUCUCAAAAAUUCAUAACUGAUAAAGAAAUGAAAAAGCACCUUUGUAGUUGUAAAUGUAAACUGUGUGACAAGGUUUUCAUAAACGAACGGUCAUUUAAAUCCCAUUUAAGGAAUCAUGCCACAAAUCCUCAUCUAUGCACUCUCUGUGGCAAGAGCAUUAAGACUAGUACAGAUUUUAAAAGACACAUGAAUAUCCAUGAAGGAAAUAAACCAUUUAAAUGUAGUUACUGCAAUUAUAGAUGCUCGAAGAAGUCAAAUUUGGUUACCCACACUAGGUUACACACUGGAGAGACUCCGUACCAGUGUGAGAAAUGCGGGGAACGUUUUACAUACAAGACAGCUUUCAAUAAUCAUGUUUUGACUCAUAACAGUGAAAAGAUGUUUUAUUGUGCUUAUUGCAACAAGAAAUUUGUUGCAUAUUCUAUUCUGAUUGCUCACGAACGUUCUCAUACUGGAGAGAGGCCCUACAGUUGUGGCACGUGCCGUAGAAGUUUUUCUGCGAGGUCGACGCUCAAGAAACACAUGAAAUUACAUUCGAAAGAUUACUGCUUCAUUUGUCACGUUUGUGGACGAGCUUUUAAGUCCAAGGCGUCGCUAGACUCCCAUUUGCAACUGCAUGCUGGUAAAAAUCAGUUUAUUGAGGUAAUGAUUAAUUCCACAAAAAUGUUCAAAUGUAUACAUUGCGACAAGUUAUCGAGAACUAGUAACAACGCUUUGAGACACCUUAAAAUACAUACUGGGGAGAAGCCCUUCGUUUGUGUCAUUUGUGGGAAAAGUUUUAGCGAAAAGGCGUCCCUUAAAGGUCACCUUCGGAUCCAUACAGACGAAAGACCGUAUACAUGCGAGUUUUGUAACAGUUCUUUUAGGGACAGGUCAGUGUUACGACGUCACAUUAGAAGGAGACAUUCUGUGGCUAACGAAGUCGAAAUAGAGCUAGAAUUCACAAUCGCCGAAGAAGAACGUGCUGAUAGUCCGAAAGAAACCACCAUUUUUCUUGACGAUGGUUAUGAAAUGGAGACCGGUGAUUCGUAGCGUUUUGUACAAUGUAGAACUUAAAUUAGGCUCUCAAAGCCGGUGUUAUCUAAUGAAGAAUAGAUGUUUUCUGGGUUAGGGGCCCGUGGUCGAUGACAGACAUAGGGGACAUCUUCAGUGGGCACACCAGCCCGGAAAAGAUCGGUUCUUCAUUUUUGACAUUGUUAAUUUUGUGUUAAAUGCUUCUUAAUAAGGUCACUGUACCUAAUCAUGUUCCCACUGAUGAAUGAAUAAAUAUAUGUAUUAUUAUUAAGGAAUCAAAUAAAAUAAUUUGAAACUUUCA